This is a messenger RNA of Clunio marinus, 189 nucleotides long. The record is from the annotation of a GenBank genome assembly. Lineage: Eukaryota; Metazoa; Arthropoda; Insecta; Diptera; Chironomidae.
AUGUUGAAACAUAUGGCAACAUCAGCUACUAAGACACAUCAUUUAUUUAUUCAAACUUUAGCAACUGCAAUUUAUUCAAAACUUUUACUCCAAGUUGACUUUGUGAAUAUCGAGGAGAACAUUGCAACAUAUUUCGACUUCAACGUGAACUUUAUCUUAAGAUCAGAAAAAGUACGUGAAUGUCAGUAA